UAGAGAAUAUCAUCGUAAAGAUGACAAGUGUUUUAAGAGUUACACCAGGUAGGUUGUAAAUUAUUUCUUGGUAUUAUCUAUCACAGUUUGGUACACUAGUUUCCAUUCUGAUGGAAAUCCGACUGAGUUGCGGUAGCGUCGACGAAACAUUGGAUUUUUUUGGAAUUUCGCUUGCGACGGUGGCAGGUCUGACAAAGUUAAUCUUCAUCAAGUUGCAUCGGAAGGAUCUACGGAAGAUUCUUUUGUCGGCACUGAAUAACUGGUCCACUAUCGUUGACAGUUCGUCUGCAAAGAAGAUCAUGUUGAAAUAUAGCCAACGUGGCAAGCUUGUGGGCCGUACGCAGAUGAGCUUCGCUUUUGUCAUCAUCACAGCUAUUAUACUGGACGCCAUUCCUUCGCCGGAGGCUUCUCAGCAGGAGAAUGCAACCUGGAGCGAAGAGCUCCCUCAACGAAUACCUCUUCGGACUAUGUGUACCUUUGGCAAUAUGUCUACAUCUACUUAUUGGACAGUCUUCGUUUUACAGUCGAUUCAGCUAUUCAACGCAGUACUCAUUGAAAGUGGAAACGACGUUUUCUUCUUUGGGAUUUCUAUGCAGAUUUGCGGUCAACUCGACUCGCUAAGAGUCUUACUUGGAGAAUUUAGACAGGAAAAGGAGGAGGAUCGUGUUCGAGAAAUCAGGGAAUUCGUUGAUAAGCACGCGCAUUUGUUGGGCCUUGCCCGACGAAUCGAGGACACUUUCACUAAUAUUCUUUUAGUACUUUUAAUGACCAAUGGAAUGCACAUCUGUUUAACAGGUAACGGAUUUGUAUUUUUUAAUCACGAAUGGAUACAAAUAUUGUUGCUGUCCAGACAAAAUGACGUAGUUCCUCUCAUCAAGGCUACCGUCGCGUUCGUUGUCAUCCUGAUACAACUUUUCUUGUACAGCUACGCCGGGGAUUUUCUCUCGUCAUUAACUCAAGAUAUUUAUCGUGUGAUUUAUAAUUAUCCUUGGUACGAAUUGUCACCGAAUAACGUUCGAAAUUUGGUGUUCAUAAUUAUGAGGGCACAUAAACCUUUUCGCCUGAGAGCUGGAAGAUUCUAUCCUAUGGAUAUAGACAGCUUCAAGAACAUUUUGAAGGCAUCUUUUUCCUAUUUUUCCGUCUUACGAAUUGUAUUCGAAGAAUGAUCCAUUUAUAAGCAAGCAAGUGAUUACUAUAUAAUAAAAUUCAUAGUAGUUUACGAUCACGAAUUCGUUCGA
Messenger RNA from Vespula pensylvanica (western yellowjacket), 1238 nucleotides. Its product is annotated as odorant receptor Or2-like. Gene Ontology annotation, cellular component: plasma membrane. The transcript has 2 exons. Gene Ontology annotation, biological process: sensory perception of smell; detection of chemical stimulus involved in sensory perception of smell. The coding region runs from base 111 to 1166 and encodes 351 amino acids. Gene Ontology annotation, molecular function: olfactory receptor activity; odorant binding. Lineage: Eukaryota; Metazoa; Arthropoda; Insecta; Hymenoptera; Vespidae. The record is from RefSeq and is a predicted model, not a curated record.